Messenger RNA from Torulaspora globosa, 1704 nucleotides. Its product is annotated as M20 family metallopeptidase. The record is from RefSeq and is a predicted model, not a curated record. Bases 1 to 1704 code for a protein of 567 amino acids. The transcript has a single exon. Gene Ontology annotation, cellular component: fungal-type vacuole lumen. NCBI's taxonomy places the organism in Eukaryota, Fungi, Ascomycota, Saccharomycetes, Saccharomycetales, Saccharomycetaceae. Gene Ontology annotation, molecular function: metallocarboxypeptidase activity.
AUGCUGGAGAAGACGCAGGGUGGAAGGAGCAAGAGGCGCUGUGUGCUCAACGUCGUUGUACUCGGGCUGAUAACACUGUUGUUCGUGGGCAAGUAUCGGGAAAGAGUUUCGAGCAGGCCUGGGGAGUCCUUUCGUUGUCAGGGGUUUGAGCCAUUGCUGGGUAAACCGUCGGGUGAAGUGUGCAAGAUUCUGCAGAGUUCUCAGCUGCAGAACGAGACUUUGAGUAAAUUGUCCAAUGCAGUGCGAAUCCCCACGGAAAUGUACGACUACUUCCCGGAUCCAGGCGAGGAACCCGAGUACGAGGGCUGGAAGCCUUUUGCUAAGCUGCACGAGCAGCUAUCGAGCGAUUUUCCUCUGGUUUGGUCCAAGUUAGCAGUGGAAAAGGUCAACGAGUAUGCGCUCUUGCUCACCUGGGAGGGCACGGAGAAGGAUCUCAAGCCCGUUGUCUUUGCAGCCCACAUGGAUGUUGUGCCAGUGGAGAAGAAAACGUGGGGACUGUGGGAACACGAACCCUUCAGCGGCCAUUGGGAUGGUGAGUUUUUGUGGGGUCGUGGGUCCUUUGACGAUAAGAACAUGCUGAUCGGUGUCUUGCAGGCGGUCGAGUACAUUCUGCGGGAGGAGCCGGACUUCAAACCAGAACGUGGGAUCGUCAUUGCCCUAGGCUCUGAUGAGGAGAGCACUGGCAGAUACGGCGCAAAAUAUAUCAGCUCAGUUUUGCUUGACAGAUAUGGCGAGAACGGCAUCUACUCUAUUGUCGACGAAGGCGUGAACGGGGUAAAGAAUGUGGAAGGCGUGUGGAUCGCGGCGCCCGGCACGGGCGAGAAGGGUUUCAUCAACGUGCAGUUUGAUGUGCGUACUCCAGGCGGUCAUUCUUCCGUGCCACCUGACCAUACCUCCAUUGGCAUCUCGGCAGAGAUUAUUCACGACAUCGAAAGCGAGGCAUUCCCGCCCAAGUUCACUCCAGAAAACCCGGUAACUCAGUACUAUCAAUGUGCUGCUCAGUACUCUGAGACGAUGGACGAGGGUUUGAGACUGGACUUUUUGAGUGCCAUGGAGGACGAGGGUUCGAAUCGCAGGGUCCUGGAACAUUUAAUCAAAACUGGUGGUAAAAAGACCGAGUGUCUCUUCAAAACCACUAGAGCAUUUGACAUCAUAAACGGCGGGAUCAAGGCAAAUGCGCUGCCUGAGAGUGUUUCCUUCUUGUUGAAUUCGAGAGUCAGUGUCGAAUCUUCCGUUGACGAAACCGUCAGUGUUUUCUCCAAUGCGGCGUUGAAAGUCGCAAAGAAGUACGGUCUUGGCUACUCUAUGAAUGAAGACGUCUUAGUUGAUGCCACAGACAGGGGCAGCGUUAAGCUUGUGGUCGAAAGAAGCCUAGAACCUGCACCGGUGUCACCGAACAACGAAGUCUGGAGAGAAUUUGCUGGUUCGAUCAAGGGUUUUUACGAGAAAGUGGUGUUUCCUGCCAAGUUCCAAAACAGUACAACGUCUUUGGUUGUGGCACCCUCGAUUAUGACUGCCAAUACUGAUACCUGUCAUUACUGGAAGCUGACAAAGAAUAUAUACCGCUAUCAGCCAGGGUUUGCAAUGGAGGAUACUUUGAGUACGAUCCACUCGGUCAAUGAGCACGUUGAUGCCGAAACAGUGAUGCAGGUGGUGGGAUUCUACUACAACUACAUCCACUUGGUUAACGGGCAAGAUUUCUAA